Molecule: messenger RNA, 14898 nt
Organism: Zophobas morio
Lineage: Eukaryota; Metazoa; Arthropoda; Insecta; Coleoptera; Tenebrionidae
Exons: 9
Coding region: 755-10555 (3266 amino acids)
Biological process (GO): regulation of cardiac muscle contraction; protein localization to T-tubule
Cellular component (GO): T-tubule
Molecular function (GO): protein binding
Source: RefSeq, a predicted model, not a curated record
UAUUUAAAUUAUUAAUCGAAUUUACAAAUUGACAGUCCCGUUAUUUUCAAACAAUUCAAUUUUCCAUAGUUACCGGAGCAAACUAUGAAAAAUAAGUACAAUUUCUAUGACUGUAAUUUCAAGUAAAAUUUCUACAGAUGCCAAAGUUGUUCAUUUUCAGGAUUUUCAGCAAGAGGAAGUAAAACGUUGUACGCGGCUCGCUUGCAACUAGCCUUUACUGGGGCUCACCGGAUUACAGGGCUCGCUCCUACGUCGCUCGCCCUGCAAACAUUCCGGCUAGCCCGUAAAGGCUAAUUUACUAAGCUUGCCACGUAAAUAACUAUAAGAAGAUCACCCCGCCGUAAACUACGUGUACAUAUUAUUACUUGAUCUCUUGCUUGCUUUGUUUUAUUUUAAUUUAUUGCUAGUUGCUUUAAUAAAUCUAAAUCUACGUACGAAACAUAUUUAUACAUUAUAAGCUAUGAACCGUGGAGAAAACAUUAAAUUAGCCAUUUAUCAGAUUUUGCUUUUUUUCAUAACUUGGAAAGUCUUGCUCUUGAUAACACCAACUUAUCAGAUAUGCUAACCCCACCUGUAGAAAAUAGUAUAUAAGGAACAACAUUAAAAAGUUGGUGAUAAUUGUAAUACGGAUGAUUUAAAAGUUUACCGUAAUAAAGGAAUACUUUAAUUGUAAACAUAUUUUAUAAAAGUUUUUUGUGAUUAUAAAUUUCAAAAAUAAGUGAACUUCCUGACGGCAAACACAUUCAACGUCAUCAUGGACUUGAGUUCUGAAGAAGAAGAAAUUAUAAAAUUAGAAAAAGAAAUUAUAAAAUUAAAAAAAGAAAUUAUAAAAUUAGAAGAAAAUUUAAAACGGAAAAAAGAACAAAGAACACGAAGAAAACAUUUAGAAGAGAUGAAGACUUCGCACUUUGAAGAGAAUGUACGUUCCUCAAAAAAGCUGACAGAUCCAAUACAAACAGGAGAUACUUCAAGCAAACAAGCUUUAGCAAUUGGGAAUAAUCACCAAAUUAAAAAAAGUACCAAAGAAAAUACACAUAAGAAGAGGCAGAUUCCUAAAGAAAAGGAUGGAAAUGCAAAUGAAACUUUUUCGAAAGAGAUUUUCGAAAAACGAGCAGGAACUACCGAUAAGGGCAAAAAGUACGAAGAUUUGGUUACCGCUAACGUCGCACUACAAAUGGUAAGCGACAGUAAAAUAAGAGAUUUCCGCAUUUCUUCGAACGACAAAAAUUUUGGUGCUUUUGAUGACGUGGUUAUCGAAAUUCAGACAGAUAUGGAAACAAAAACAAAAGCACUGCAAUUAAAACAUAGUAACGAAAAAAAACAAUUGUACAUAAAGCAGUUGGCAAGUGAAACGGGAAACUUCAGUUUAAUAAAAUAUUUCAAAUCUUCUCAAGAUGUACAGGGCGAAGUGCAAGAAUUUAUAUUAUUCACCACAAAUAGUUUUACAACUUCAGAUGAAACAAAAUUUAAGCUCGAAGGAGAAGAGUUUUACAUCAAGGCGAUUAAAAAAACAGUUUCAGAAGACGACAUCGGAAUAUUAAGAAUUUCAAAAGAUAUAGAUUAUUAUUAUAAAUUUCAAAUUCUAGAAGACGAACAGACUAAACAAUAUCCUGAAAAAAUUCAGGACUAUCGAACAUUCUUCGAAAGCUUUCGUCUUUAUACAAACCAAGAACAUUUUGAAGCUCUUACAAAAUCAACAAUGAAUAAAUUUACUGAGAUGUUUUGCUCUAACGAAGAAACAUUCAAGAAAUACGUCGACGUCAUAUCGGAAUGGAGUUUGAAAGACGGGAAAAAAGAAAAACUAAACAAAAGGAUGAUGAACCGUGCAAUCGCCCUUCGUUUGCUCUCUUCUCAGAUCGAACCAUUUAUUUUUGGUUCAGUCACAGACGAAAUGAAAAUUCUUCUUCGAGAGGCUGUUUGUCUGUUUGACAUUACGUUGUUGGAAAAAGAAGACAGCAACGCAAUUAAAAAUCUGUGGAGCGACUUGGACAAAAAUGUUGACCUGAAGGAACUCAACAAAGUUCGAUCACUUUAUUUUCUUUCUUGUGAUUAUAUAAGUAGUGUCGAAAAUCUGGAUGCAAAUUUGUUGACACAGUUGCUAUGGCUGAUGGAGAAAAGUCCGCUUAUUGUAAAGGAACACGAAAAUAUGGAAAAAGCUAUUAAACUCUGUUCAGAUGCAAAAUUUGUCAUACUAGGUGAGGGAAAAUGUGAAGAAUGGAUGAAAGAACGAUCUGUGUUUCAAAACAUGUCCAACUUGAAAUCAAAAGGCGAAUUGUAUGAAAAAGUACUGCAAAAUUUCACCAUUUCUUUACAAGGAAAAGAAGCAAUUAAGUUAGUGACCGCUUUCGAAAAAAAUGAAGAAAUUUUCAAACAUGUUACUGUGCAAAAACUUUUAGAGAUGGCAAAUGGUCUAUGCCAUAUAGAUGGACAAAAGGAAGUUUUUCCCAAUCUUUAUAUCGACAGAUAUUUGUCAGUCAAUAUUAUAGACAUUAAAUAUUUAGAACAUGUUAAUCCAAACACCGUUAUCAUUUUAAAUUGCGAAGGUAAUUCUCAGCAAUUGAAAAUAUAUAAAAACCAUACUCUAACAGACAUCGAGAAUUUUUUAAAUAAUACAGACUCCAAAAUUUUUGAUAAUCCAAUUUUUAUAAGGAGUGAAAAAAAUUGCAGUUAUACUGAUUUUCAGAAAAUAUGUUCUAAAGGAGCAGCAUCCCACACUGUACACUAUUUUAAAUUUCUCGAAGAUCAAAAUUUAGAAUGGAUUCGAAGCAAAGGCUCUGUUAAUGAACUGCAAAAUUAUAGAUUACUUAGUCUUUACAAAAACGAAAACGAAAUUUGGUCUUCCGAAUUCAGCAAAAACAUAAAUCUAAUAACAGGUGACCCAGGAAUGGGCAAAACCGAGUUAAUGAAGAGUCUAAAAAAGAACUGUUGUGCGAGAUAUUGGACCGUGAUUCUGAGUGCUCAAGAUGUUAUGUCUUUCUUGAAAAAUUCAGGAAAGUCUGAAAUAUCAGGAGAUUUAAAACCAUUUGAAAUAUUCAUUUUAAACAAAAAAUACCGACACCUAGCUGGGCUGGAUCGAGAAUAUUUGACACUGUGUUUAAAGCAACGCAAUGUGGUUUACGUAUGGGACGCUCUUGAUGAAAUAUUUACUCAUUAUUUAACUGGUACUUUAGAUCUUAUUCUUAUGUUAUCGCAGAAAGGUUUCAUUCAGUGGGUUACUGCGAGGCAAUAUUUGACAUCUUCUCUUGAAGAAAAAUUUAAUACUCUGUCAGUGAGUAUCAAUCAGCUCACCGAAGUCGAGCAAGACGACUACAUUAAGAAACGUCUUAACGGUUUUAUUUCGUCUGAAGCUAUGAAACUCAUCAUCGACAAAAUUAAAUCAACGUUUGCAUUAACAAAACAUAUAGAUAUAUUGGGAAUCCCUCUUCAAAUUUUUAUGCUUACAGACGUAUUACUUAAAAAUAAGGAAAAAUAUUUACAGUUAUUAGACAAUAAAUUUCUCCUGACUGACAUGUAUCAUUACUUUAUUGAAGGAAAAUUUAAGUUUUUCUACGGAGAUAAAGUGCCCGUAAACAAUGAUUAUUGGGAAGAAGAAGUAAAGAAGAAAAAGGAAGUAAAAUUAAUACAGUAUGAAAAGUUGGCACUUGUAGUAAUAUUUCCUGAAGAUGUUUUGAAACAAUUAGAGAUAAAUUGUUCACAAGAUAUAGAUUAUGUUUCUGAAGAUGUCGCAACUGUUGGUAUCAUGACUGGAUUACUAAACGGCAUUCCGCAAUUUGCACAUGCUUCAUUUGCCGAAUAUUUUGUAGCCUUAUAUUUUUCUAAAAAUUUUGGAAUGGCACGCAGAGACAUAUUUUUUGAUCAAAAGUAUAACAAUGUACGCUUUUUCUUCGACUUGAUAACUGGCAAAGAUUCACCGGUUCACAUCUCGAUUUUAUACAGAAAUUUUGAUGAAGUGGAGAACUUUGAAGACGAAAUAAUAAAACGUAAAGAUGAAUGUGGAAGAAGUGCCUUACAUCUCAUUUGUUCUUGGGGACGAAGACAUGAACGUUUAAAUGUACAAACCGAAUCUGGAGGUUAUGUUAUUGAGGCAACUAGGGAGAUUAUGAGUAGUUCAUUAGAAACGAAAGAAUAUUUUAAAGCGUUAUCGUUUUUGUUAGAUAAUUGUGAAAUAUUAGAACAAGAUUUUUUACAUCAACUCACACCCUUAGCGUGGGCACAAGAAAGUGAAAGUUUGGGAGCGGAACUGGAAUUAUUGCAAUCACGCAAAUUACAACUGAAAGAUUCGUAUAGUCGAACAGACAAAAUUAAUAUUUUAUUUUUUGCUGCUUUGCACGGAUACGCAGAAGCGGUUAAAAUAUUAUUUUCAUCUUCGAGUAUUUCUAAUGAAGAAGUAAAUUUUAGUGUUGAAUUCGAUCGUAGUACGCCUCUUAUAAUAGCUUCGCGAGGAGGGCACGUAACAAUUGCAAAACAUUUAGUCGAAUGGGGAGCCGAAAUGAAUGGCACUGAUAAUUAUGGUCGUACUUCGCUGUACGCAGCUUCCUCUCAAGGUCACGAGCAAAUUGUCGAAUGCCUGGUGAAUGGCGGAGCCGAAAUCAAUCGCGCUGAUAAAGAUGGUCAGACACCGCUCUACGCAGCUUCCUCUCAAGGUAACGAAAAAAUCGUCGAAUAUCUAGCGAAACACGAAGCCGAAAUCAAUCGCGCUGAUAACUAUGACUGGACACCACUUCACGAAGCUUCCUGGAAAGGUCACGAAAAAACUGUCGAAUGCCUCGUGUAUUGCGGAGCGGAAAUUAAUCGUCCUGAUAAAGACGGUCGGACACCGCUUCACGCAGCUUCUUCUCAAGGACACGAAAAAACCGUCAAUUGGCUGGUGAAAUGUGGAGCCAAAAUCAAUCACGCUGAUAAAGAUGGUCGGACACCGCUUCACGAAGCUUUCUCUCAAGGUCACGAAAAAACUGUCGAAAGCUUGGUGAAAUGCGAAGCCAAAAUCAAUCGCGCUGAUAAAUUGGGUCGGACGCCGCUUCACGAAGCUUCCUCGAAAGGUCACGAAAAAAUUGUCGAAUGCCUGGUGAAAUGCGGAGCCGAAAUCAAUCACGCUGAUAAAUAUCGUGGUAGGACACCGCUUUACGCAGCUUCCUCUCAAGGUCACGAAAAAAUUGUCGAAUUCCUGGUGAAAUGCGGAGCCGAAAUCAAUCGCGCUAAUAAUGAUGGUGAGACACCGCUUUACGCAGCUUCCUCUCAAGGUCACGAAAAAAUUGUCGAAUGCCUGGUGAAAUGCGGAGCCGAAGUCAAUCGCGCUAAUAUUUAUGGUUGGACACCGCUUUACGCAGCUUCCUCUCGAGGUCACGAAAAAAUUGUCGAAUUCCUGGUGAAAUGCGGAGCCGAAAUCAAUAGCCCUGAUAAACAUGGUCGGACACCGCUUUACGCAGCUUCCUCUCAAGGUCACGAAAAAAUUGUCGAAUUCCUGGUUGAAUGCGGAGCAAAAAUUAAUCCAGCUAAUACAUAUGAGAACACAUUGCUUUACGCAGCUUCCUUUCAAGGUCACGAAAAAAUUGUCAAAUGCCUGGUGAAAUGCGGAGCCGAAGUCAAUCGCGCUAAUAUUUAUGGUUGGACACCGCUUUACGCAGCUUCCUCUCGAGGUCACGAAAAAAUUGUCGAAUUCCUGGUGAAAUGCGGAGCCGCAAUCAAUCGCGCUGAUGAAGAUGGUCGGACACCGCUUUACGAAGCUUCCUCUCGAGGUCACGAAAAAAUUGUCGAAUGCCUGGUGAAAUGCGGAGCCGAAAUCAAUAGCCCUGAUAAACAUGGUCGGACACCGCUUUACGCAGCUUCCUCUCAAGGUCACGAAAAAAUUGUCGAAUUCCUGGUUGAAUGCGGAGCAAAAAUUAAUCCAGCUAAUACAUAUGAGAACACAUUGCUUUACGCAGCUUCCUCUCAAGGUCACGAAAAAAUUGUCCAAUGCCUGGUGAAAUGCGGAGCCGAAAUCAAUCGCGCUGAUAAAGAUGGUCGGACACCGCUUUACGCAGCUUCCUCUCAAGGUCACGAAAAAAUUGUCGAAUUCCUGGUUGAAUGCGGAGCAAAAAUUAAUCCAGCUAAUACAUAUGAGAACACAUUGCUUUACGCAGCUUCCUUUCAAGGUCACGAAAAAAUUGUCGAAUGCCUGGUGAAAUGCGGAGCCGAAAUCAAUCGCGCUGAUAAUUAUUAUGGUCAGACACCGCUUUACGCAGCUUCCUUUCGAGGUCACGAAAAAAUUGUCGAAUGCCUGGUGAAAUGCGGAGCCGAAAUAAAUCGCUCUAAUAAAUAUGAUCAGACACCGCUUCACGCAGCUUCCUCUCGAGGUCACGAAAAAAUUGUCGAAUGCCUGGUGAAAUGCGGAGCCGAAAUCAAUCGCUUUAAUAAAUAUGGUCAGACACCGCUUCACGCAGCUUCCUUUCGAGGUCACGAAAAAAUUGUCGAAUGCCUGGUGAAAUGCGGAGCCGAAAUCAAUCGCGCUGAUGAAGAUGGUCGGACACCGCUUUACGAAGCUUCCUCUCGAGGUCACGAAAAAAUUGUCGAAUGCCUGGUGAAAUGCGGAGCCGAAAUAAAUCGCUCUAAUAAAUAUGAUCAGACACCGCUUCACGCAGCUUCCUCUCGAGGUCACGAAAAAAUUGUCGAAUGCCUGGUGAAAUGCGGAGCCGAAAUAAAUCGCUCUAAUAAAUAUGAUCAGACACCGCUUCACGCAGCUUCCUCUCAAGGUCACGAAAAAAUUGUCGAAUGCCUGGUGAAAUGCGGAGCCGAAAUCAAUCGCGCUGAUAAAGAUGGUGAGACACCGCUUUACGAAGCUUCCUCUCGAGGUCACGAAAAAAUUGUCGAAUGCCUGGUGAAAUGCGGAGCCGAAAUCAAUCGCGCUGAUAAUUAUUAUGGUCAGACACCGCUUUACGCAGCUUCCUUUCGAGGUCACGAAAAAAUUGUCGAAUGCCUGGUGAAAUGCGGAGCCGAAAUAAAUCGCUCUAAUAAAUAUGAUCAGACACCGCUUCACGCAGCUUCCUCUCGAGGUCACGAAAAAAUUGUCGAAUGCCUGGUGAAAUGCGGAGCCGAAAUCAAUCGCUUUAAUAAAUAUGGUCAGACACCGCUUCACGCAGCUUCCUUUCGAGGUCACGAAAAAAUUGUCGAAUGCCUGGUGAAAUGCGGAGCCGAAAUCAAUCGCGCUGAUGAAGAUGGUCGGACACCGCUUUACGAAGCUUCCUCUCGAGGUCACGAAAAAAUUGUCGAAUGCCUGGUGAAAUGCGGAGCCGAAAUAAAUCGCUCUAAUAAAUAUGAUCAGACACCGCUUCACGCAGCUUCCUCUCGAGGUCACGAAAAAAUUGUCGAAUGCCUGGUGAAAUGCGGAGCCGAAAUAAAUCGCUCUAAUAAAUAUGAUCAGACACCGCUUCACGCAGCUUCCUCUCAAGGUCACGAAAAAAUUGUCGAAUGCCUGGUGAAAUGCGGAGCCGAAAUCAAUCGCGCUGAUAAAGAUGGUGAGACACCGCUUUACGAAGCUUCCUCUCGAGGUCACGAAAAAAUUGUCGAAUGCCUGGUGAAAUGCGGAGCCGAAAUCAAUCGCGCUAAUAAUGAUGGUGAGACACCGCUUUACGCAGCUUCCUCUCGAGGUCGCGAAAAAAUUGUCGAAUGCCUGGUGAAAUGCGGAGCAAAAAUUAAUCCAGCUGAUACAUAUGAGAACACAUUAUUGUACGCAGCUUGCUUGAAAGGUCAAAAAAAAAUUGUCGAAUUCCUGGUGAAAUGCGGAGCCGAAAUCAAUCGCGCUGAUAAAGAUGGUGAGACACCGCUUUACUCAGCUUCCUCUCAAGGUCACGAAAAAAUUGUCGAAUUCCUGGUUGAAUGCGGAGCAAAAAUUAAUCCAGCUAAUACAUAUGAGAACACAUUGCUUUACGCAGCUUCCUUUCAAGGUCACGAAAAAAUUGUCGAAUGCCUGGUGAAAUGCGGAGCCGAAAUCAAUCGCGCUGAUAAUUAUUAUGGUCAGACACCGCUUUACGCAGCUUCCUUUCGAGGUCACGAAAAAAUUGUCGAAUGCCUGGUGAAAUGCGGAGCCGAAAUCAAUCGCGCUGAUGAAGAUGGUCGGACACCGCUUUACGCAGCUUCCUCUCCAGGUCACGAAAAAAUUGUCGAAUGCCUGGUGAAAUGCGGAGCCGAAAUCAAUCGCUUUAAUAAAUAUGGUCAGACACCGCUUCACGCAGCUUCCUUUCGAGGUCACGAAAAAAUUGUCGAAUGCCUGGUGAAAUGCGGAGCCGAAAUCAAUCGCGCUGAUAAAUAUGGUCAGACACCGCUUUACGCAGCUUCCUCUCAUGGUCACGAAAACAUUGUCGAAUGCCUGGUGAAAUGCGGAGCCGAAAUAAAUCGCUCUAAUAAAUAUGAUCAGACACCGCUUCACGCAACUUCCUCUCGAGGUCACGAAAAAAUUGUCGAAUGCCUGGUGAAAUGCGGAGCCGAAAUCAAUCGCUUUAAUAAAUAUGGUCAGACACCGCUUCACGCAGCUUCCUUUCGAGGUCACGAAAAAAUUGUCGAAUGCCUGGUGAAAUGCGGAGCCGAAAUCAAUCGCGCUGAUGAAGAUGGUCGGACACCGCUUUACGCAGCUUCCUCUCAAGGUCACGAAAAAAUUGUCGAAUGCCUGGUGAAAUGCGGAGCCGAAAUCAAUCGCGCUAAUAAUGAUGGUGAGACACCGCUUUACGCAGCUUCCUCUCGAGGUCGCGAAAAAAUUGUCGAAUGCCUGGUGAAAUGCGGAGCAAAAAUUAAUCCAGCUGAUACAUAUGAGAACACAUUGUUGUACGCAGCUUGCUCGAAAGGUCACGAAAAAAUUGUCGAAUGCCUGGUGAAAUGCGGAGCCGAAAUCAAUCGCGCUAAUAAUGAUGGUGAGACACCGCUUUACGCAGCUUCCUCUCAAGGUCACGAAAAAAUUGUCCAGUGCCUGGUGAAAUGCGGAGCCGAAAUCAAUCGCGCUGAUGAAGAUGGUGAGACACCGCUUUACGAAGCUUCCUCUCGAGGUCGCGAAAAAAUUGUCGAAUGCCUGGUGAAAUGCGGAGCCGAAAUCAAUAGCCCUGAUAAACAUGGUCGGACACCGCUUUACGCAGCUUCCUCUCAAGGUCACGAAAAAAUUGUCGAAUUCCUGGUUGAAUGCGGAGCAAAAAUUAAUCCAGCUAAUACAUAUGAGAACACAUUGCUUUACGCAGCUUCCUUUCAAGGUCACGAAAAAAUUGUCGAAUGCCUGGUGAAAUGCGGAGCCGAAAUCAAUCGCGCUGAUAAUUAUUAUGGUCAGACACCGCUUUACGCAGCUUCCUUUCGAGGUCACGAAAAAAUUGUCGAAUGCCUGGUGAGAUGCGGGGCCGAAAUCAAUCGCUUUAAUAAAUAUGGUCAGACAUCGCUUCACGCAGCUUCCUCUCAUGGUCACGAAAACAUUGUCGAAUGCCUGGUGAAAUGCGGAGCCGAAAUAAAUCGCUCUAAUAAAUAUGAUCAGACACCGCUUCACGCAGCUUCCUCUCGAGGUCACGAAAAAAUUGUCGAAUGCCUGGUGAAAUGCGGAGCCGAAAUCAAUCGCGCUGAUGAAGAUGGUCGGACACCGCUUUACGAAGCUUCCUCUCGAGGUCACGAAAAAAUUGUCGAAUGCCUGGUGAAAUGCGGAGCCGAAAUAAAUCGCUCUAAUAAAUAUGAUCAGACACCGCUUCACGCAGCUUCCUCUCGAGGUCACGAAAAAAUUGUCGAAUGCCUGGUGAAAUGCGGAGCCGAAAUCAAUCGCUUUAAUAAAUAUGGUCAGACACCGCUUCACGCAGCUUCCUUUCGAGGUCACGAAAAAAUUGUCGAAUGCCUGGUGAAAUGCGGCGCCGAAAUCAAUAGCCCUGAUAAAUAUGGUGGGACACCGCUUUACGCAGCUUCCUCUCGAGGUCGCGAAAAAAUUGUCGAAUGCCUGGUGAAAUGCGGAGCAAAAAUUAAUCCAGCUGAUACAUAUGAGAACACAUUGUUGUACGCAGCUUGCUCGAAAGGUCACGAAAAAAUUGUCGAAUGCCUGGUGAAAUGCGGACCCGAAAUCAAUCGCGCUAAUAAUGAUGGUGAGACACCGCUUUACGCAGCUUGCUCUCAAGGUCACGAAAAAAUUGUCGAAUGCCUGGUGAAAUGCGGAGCCGAAAUCAAUCGCGCUAAUAAAUAUGAUCAGACACCGCUUCACGCAGCUUCCUCUCGAGGUCACGAAAAAAUUGUCCAAUGCCUGGUGAAAUGCGGAGCCGAAAUCAAUCGCGCUAAUAAAUAUGAUCAGACACCGCUUCACGCAGCUUCCUCUCGAGGUCGCGAAAAAAUUGUCCAAUGCCUGGUGAAAUGCGGAGCCGAAAUCAAUCGCGCUAAUAAAUAUGAUCAGACACCGCUUCACGCAGCUUCCUCUCGAGGUCACGAAAAAAUGGUCGAAUGCCUGGUGAAAUGCGGAGCCGAAAUCAAUCGCUCUAAUAAAUAUGGUCAGACACCGCUUUACGCAGCUUCCUCUCAAGGUCACAGAAAAAUUGUCGAAUACUUAGUAAAAUGUGGAGCAAAACCUUUCGUUUAAUAAAAUGAAUAAUGAUGGUUCAACUCGAAUAGUCACCAAAAAUCCGUCGAAUGAUUAGUUCAACGGCGAUCCAUAGCUCCUCUACGCCGGGCCAGACUUUUAAUAUUUUUCCGGAAAUCGUCAUUGAAACAGCAUUUCCUUGCGACAUUAGGCGCAGGAAAAUUGGAUUUCCCUGACUAGUACUGUAAAAACUACAAAAAUGACGCAAAAUAAUUAGUUAUUUAAACAAGAAAAAUGUAUUCAAAAUUUCGUAAAUUACACUAUUUACUGAUAUUAACAUUAAUUGUAGAAUUCGAUAUAUUUGCAAUGUUAAUUCCAGACAGAGAUUUAUGAUCAAGUUUAACCUUUUUAUCAAAAAUUUCAGUCGAGAUUUCGGUGCAACAGAUUUCAGAUGAAUCACUACUUGUAGAGGGACAGAAAUACGUCUUCCGUUAGCGAAGUAACAUUUUUAAGCCUGCGGCAAUCUUCAAAGAUUUGGAACUGCUUUUCAUACCGCUCCUUAGAUUUCGACGGUAACAAUUCUUCUGUAGUAGCAGCAGCGGCUGCUUUGCUUAGGUCAAAAGGAACAUCCUCACCAGUGUUUUCGCUUGUAUUCAUAAUUAAUUAAUGAAAUAAACACACAGCUCUGACGUACGCACAAAAUUUUAUAAUUGUUUUGUUUGUAACCAUCGUUUUCAAGAAAUUGACAAACUAGAUUUUUGCGCAAUUAAUUAAAAAACUUGUUGGAAAAUCUCGAUUUUUAGCGAUUUAUUGCGAUUUCCGGAAAAAUUUAAUACAAAACUCGUCAGUAAAAUGUCUUAUUUGACUCGGAGCUUUAAAAUACUCGGCACAAAGUGCCUCGUAUUUCAACAUAGCUCCUCUUCAGUAAUGAGACAUUUUCCUGACUUUUAUGUAAAUAUCUAUUAUUACCAUGCGCCGCCUCAUUUUUUUAUUGUUAUUUUGUUGAUCAUAUCAGGGACGGUAAUUUUGCUCUAUCUAUUAAAAACAAUGUUACCUUUACCUUUGAGAGAUAUUAUUACAUAGUUUAAUUAUAGGAUUUAUAUUAAAAAAAAUUGAAUUGAAAAAAACUGAAUUUGUUCGACCGUAUUUCAGCAGCGAGAUAUGUCCUGUCUGAUACCUUGGACCAAUUUUACCUACUUUGUUAAAAUUAAAAUUUGAGUCUACAUUAUUUUUGGUAAUACAGUGUUUUUCUUUAUUUGUCGAAUAUGUUUCACUAUUUGACACAUUUUUCCCGUAUUUGCCUUUUUGAUAUCAAAUGCCCAAAGUAAUUCUCUUUGUCAAAAUUCUUUCAAUUUGUCGCAAGGCCCAAGGAUAAGUAAUUUAUUUUAAAAAAUAUGUCAAUCUGUAAUCAUGAAAUACCUAUAACAAAUUAUUUAAGUUCAAAAUUUCAUUUCUGUUGAGGUAAUCCCCACAAAUUAUUGCGUCAAAAGUAUUGUGAACUUGGAUAUUGCAUAUUUAAUUCGUCUUCUCGUCUAGGAUGACUUCUUUUGAUAAUCACUUUCCACUGAUUAAACAGUUUCCCAAUUAGGUUUGAUCUGUAGAUUUCAAAGGGGGCUGCACAAGUCAUUACCACUCUUCAACUAAGUUUUGACCUACUGGGUUAAGAAAAGUCCUGUAUCGAGGUAGAAUUACAGAAAAAACUCCAUGGGUUUGUAUCAAUUGUUGAAUUUCUUCAGUUCUGUGAAAUCUUACAUUGUUCAUUGAAAUAUGUCCUUGCGCCCCUAAUCUUAUCUUCUUGUAAGUGAUUCAAUAAGGUUUUAAAAAAUAAUAAUCGACUAAUUACGACCUGUCAGCUGACCUUUAACUUUGUUUGCGCUUCGGUUACUUGGUGAUCUUCCGUAAGAGUUAAAACACAGUGUUGAUCAACCCAAUUGUAUAUUUGUUCUUUCUGUUGAUUGGUUUACUUUUACGUGCGCUGCAUAGCAUUUUCUUUCUCCAUUUGAUUGGUCGAGUAAAUUUCUAACAGUGUUUGGUUGGAUAUUAUUGUACACAUUGGCUGAUGUGCGACUAAAUUGUUUUGUUAAAGAUAAGAAACUGUUUUGACAGAAGGUAAAGCAAUUUGAGAAACAUAUCGCACCAUUUAAUAAGAGUAGGAAAUAAAUUUGACAAUUAGUGGAACACAAUUGAUGAAAGACCAAAAUCAAAAGAAAAACACUAUUUUAUGAUGUACAUCUUUGUAUAUCUACAUACCUAUAUCCUUCAUCUGUUUUCAGAUAUUGUAAUGAUUUGUAUUGCUUAUUAAUUAAUUAAUUAAUUAAUUAAUUAAUUUAUCUAUUCUUAUAUUUAAACCUAUUUUUGAGAUUCACAAAAUUUUCACAUCUAUGGAAAACAUAGCCACAAACUAAAUAAGUCACUUUCUUUUAUGGCUACAUAUUUCAAUUCAAUAAACUAAUUUGACAUGACGACUUCUUUUAUAGUUAUUUUGUUUAUAGUUUUUUCUGAAGUACCAUUUCCGGAUUUUUUAACUAGCAUGAAAUUUAUUUUAUUCUAUUCAAACAAAAUUUGAACUUUCGAUAAAUUAUUUUGAUACUAUUCCAAAUUUUAAUUAAUUGACGACCACAUAAAUGCAAACUCGAUCAGUCAAUAUUUUACGAAAAUUUUUCAAGUAUAUUUUCGGGCAAACUCAGCUAAGCUUCAACUUUUACUUUAGUACACAUUUUUUUCGUGAAGCCUUCACAACAAUACGAAGAGAACUGCAGCAAAAACUGGCGUACGUCCUACUAUCAAACUUUAAAAAAAUACAAACAAAACACAUAAACUAAGUACAGGUGUUUCCAUAGUUUUAAAAAAAAUUGGAACCAAAACUUCUGUUAUUCAUCAAGAACUAAUAUUGGAACAAUGUUUUGAAACAUACUUCCGCUUCAAAAAGAGACAUUUCCUGCCUGCCAAAACAACGAAUUGAAAAACAGCAACUGGUGUUUUAAUUUCGUGUCACAACAAAAUAUAUCUUAGGUGGAAUCAGGUUUCUAACCUCAAGUUUUAACAAAUGGGUUUAAUGCCGCUAACUGACCUGGACAAUAUCAACAGAAGAGCGUUUUAAGCAAAACACAGGCUAAACGAAUUCCAAACCAGAGAUAUUAAGCGAAAUUCCUGCACCAUCAGCCGGAACUUCAUCUUGUCAUCGUAGGAGCUACAAUUUGUCCAUACAUUCCGAAAUCACUGCAUAGAAAACAGUAUGGUGCGAUAAAAAAUCAUCUUAAUCAAUGUCAUAUUAUUUACAUGGCCAAAUCGUUCACAGGUAACAUCAUUUAACAUAUUAAUAACCCAUUCACUUUGAUUGAGACAGUUUUCCAUCGCACAACUAAUUCUAGUUCUAAUAUGUAAUGUGAUAAUAAUUUUAUUAUUUGCAAGGAGUGUUGUAAAUGGUUGCUCCAAUGUAUAAUUUAUUUCGUCUGUGUGUGUCUUUUUUGUCAAGAUCGCUCAACGGACGCAGCAUUCAUUUCUAACAAAUGGCAACGCUGAUUCACUGUUCACGCAUUCAGGACGCGUUUUUGUAUUUGCAUCUGCUCGGCGCUUAGAGUACAAAAUAUUCAAAAAUUUUGAAAUGUAAAGUGCCAUGAUACCUUUUAACUACUUAUGCUCAGAAUUAGCAAGAAACGACGUCAAGGCUGUUUUCCAUCGUCGAAUAUUUUUCUCACUAUAUAGAUCCACUCAGGUUGCAUAACUAAAAUGAACAUUUUGUACCAAACCGUGGUUCUCUUGGAGCGUCGAUGCGGCUUGUGGUUUAAGUUUGUUCAUAGUGUUUUAAACAUUUCACAACGAUUUUCCAAAAACAUCCUCUUUUGACAAACUGACAAAGUUUGUUUCAGAGAAGAAGCGGGAAAUUUACUGUGACCAAAUACUGAAAAUGUUACAAGCAUAGCAACUACGAAACUUUUUUUUUUCUUGAAAAUUGGUACACAGAUGAAAAAACACUUAACAAAACCAAAGCACAUAAUUGAAGCAGGUUUCCUCUUGGGAAUAGUUGUUAAUAGAAAGUGUAAAAAUCUGAAUUGGAACAAAAAUACCGAAGACGGACUGCAACCUUGUCGUAUAUUCUGACUUAAUUAUAGCUUUUUCAGUUUAUUAAAAAAAGUAUCAUGACAUGUGAGGGAUAUUUUUACUUUGUAGUUGAGAUAUGUACAUAUAUUGUAGUUUAUAAGUUUAUUACUAGUAACAUAACUGUGAUUACUCCAACUAAUAAGGACUUCAACAAACCUAUGUAUCUAAAGAGUGUAAUCAAUCAGUUCCUAUGUUGUAAAUAAGUAUGAAAAUAAUGAAUUAAUGUGUACAUAUGUUGAAAUAGAUUGUUGUUUGUUAUCAAACAUUAGAAUAAAAUACAUUUUUUGGAAUUUUUAAUUAAA